AUGGAUGAGCCUCUAGAAGAGGCUCUCUCUGUAUCCAUGGGACAUGAAAGCACAGCCACACUCCCAACUACUAAUCCCACUAACAACCUUGAAGAUGACAACCAGCCCAAAGGAAAGGCAGAUGACUACACAGACCACCGAGUAGCUGACCAAAAUAUCCAAAUAGUACAUGGCCAGCCUAAAGCCAUAUCUGCCCAAGCUGACCACAAAGUAUCUGAAGACACUGGGUAUACAAUACAUGAUCAGUUUGACCAAAAAUCAUCUGAGCCAACUGAUGGCAAGACGUCCAGCCAAGCUGAUGAUGUAGCACAUGGACAGACUGACCAUAGGGUGUCUGGUCUGAUGGAUGGAACUGCUGAGCAGGUGGACCGCAGAUUAUCCAGCCAGCCUGAUAGAAGAGCUUCUGAGCAGGUGGGCCAAAGAGUGUCUGACCAAGCACAGAGAAAAGCUUCCGAGCAGAUAGACCACAGAGGGUCCAGCCAAGCUGACAGAAGAGCUUCUGAGCAGGGAGAACACAGAUUGUCUAGACAGGCCAAAGGAAGAGCUUCUCAGCAGGUUGAUGACACAUUGUCCAUGCCAUCUGAUGGAGGAGCCUCUGGGAAUGAUCAACAAAGAAUAUCUGACCAAGAAACAUCUGACCAAGAAACUUCUGAACAGAUUGACUUCAGAUUGUUCAACCUCGCUGUGAGAACUGAGAAAGCUGACCCGAUCUUGUCUGACCAAGAUGAACAUAGAACAGCUAUAAAGUUUGACCAAGUAUAUAACCAAGCCACUAAACUAACUGAACAACAAGCUGUCUACCAAGCUGACAGCAGUGCUGAUAAAUUUAUGGUUGGUAGAGAUGCCUAUAGUGAAGAAGACCAGAUUAACAAUUUCAUAGAUACACAAGCUGACCAAGAAAACUAUCCAUCUUCCUAUAAAACACUUGACCAGAUUGAGGACAGAGUAUUUGCCCAGUUCAGGAAACAGGACAAACAGGAUGACUACAGAAUACAGCCCUGCAAAUUUGAGGCUAGUCAAUUCCUAGACCAAAAACCCAGGCUUUCAGAGACAACAGAAAGUGAAAGUCCAACCACUAGCCAAGCCUUCUCCCUAGAUGGUACCAGAUUCACUAAUAAUUUCCCACCAAAAGGCCAUGCCUGUUGCUCAAAACUGCCCUCCAUCUUGUCCAAACUGGACUCUAACACCACUCAAGAAAAAACUCAAGCCACAGAAAUCAAACCUGAUGAUUUUUCAGAAUUCAAGCAGGAAAAGACUUUUCAUACAGAGAAGCAAACUCUUAAGGGGAGGUUCCCUCCUAUAGUUUAUGAAGAUCCUUAUCAAGCUUCACUCCAGUACAUGGAGGAGCAUGACAUCCUGCAGAUAUUCCAGUCUCUGGACAACCCACAGUGUGAGCCUUACUCAGGCAGUUACUAUCCCUAUGCUAUGUACCAUCAGCACCCCCUCAUGCAGCAGAUGCAAGCUCCAGACACCAGCAUCCUUAGGAGAAGUGAGAGUUAA
Messenger RNA from Heterocephalus glaber (naked mole-rat), 1500 nucleotides. The record is from RefSeq and is a predicted model, not a curated record. Lineage: Eukaryota; Metazoa; Chordata; Mammalia; Rodentia; Bathyergidae.